AUGUCUCAAAACGAGGACGACUACGAGCAAAUCUCCCCGGACAUCGUUGAUUGCGAUUUAUUGGAAGCUGUGAAGGAAAAUGUCCAACCACUUGCCACUGGACGUCGCGUAACCGCUCUCUCGGCUCUUCUGGCCACCCCACACUCUCAAAGAGAAGUAAAAUUGUCUGUUACACGGAAUCGACUGCGCGUCAACGUCGAGCUUGCUUUGGAGGACGAAGAUGGUGAUCCUCUGGAGGCAUACUGUCGCUUGGUUUAUUGGACCGUGGAGAACUAUCCUCAAGGGCAUUCGGCGGAGUCCGGACUUCUGGAGCUGCUGGAAGAAGCAACACGAGUGUUGAAGGAUGAUAGAAACGGAGAAUGGAGAAGCGACCUCAAAUAUCUCAAGCUUUGGUUGCUUUAUGCGAGCUAUGUGGAGAAACCAACCGUUAUCUACAAAUUUCUGAUUGCCAACGACAUCGGAACGGAGUUUGCGCUGCUAUACGAGGAACAUGCAGCAGUUCUUGAAAGAGAUGGCCGCCGCAAAGAAGCUGACGCAGCCUACUCGUUGGGUAUCGCAAGAAAGGCUUCCCCUCUUGAACAUUUACGAAGCAGAUACGAGGAUUUCCAGAAGCGCAUGAUGUCCACUGUCUCUCCACCAACCGCCCAACCAGUUCCUUCCUCUUCUCGACCCCCGCGGCAGGCCCUGGCCACAACCGCAACUUCAGGUGCCGCCUCGUCAUCAUCAUCGUCCCGGGGAUCUACAUCCCGUACGGCCCUGGGAUCCUCAUCCAGCAUCCCAAUUCCCCCAGCGCAAUCGAAUAGCCGGAUCCAGAUAUUCCUUGACCCCACUGGGGCAGGGGCACAGGCCGCAGAAGAAGGCCCCGGCGAAUGGAACGACCUAGGCACACGGAAGACGAGGAUUAAAGAGAACGUGCCGGAGGUGAAGAAGCUCGUUGGGACGACGCUGAAGCAGGCGGGAAAGACGAAGAGGAUGGCUGCUGCCGCUGCGUCGGUGUCUGGCUCAGGUUCGGGGUCGAAGAUUGCAGUUUUCAGAGACCCGGCGCCAGAAGAUAUGCCGCCCCCGCCUGCACCGAAGAAGGCAAAGGAAAGGACUGCUGGGAAGACUGCUGGGAAGACCUUUGUGCCUUUCGUCGACGGUCCGGAGGAGCCGUUGUCCGCACCUGAAUCCGCGGCGCAGGAGACGGAGACAGCCACACCCAAGUUCACUCCAUUCCGAGACGAGUCCGCGGUGUCGUCCCCUGCGGCCAUCGUCCCUAUCGCCGAUUCUAUCAUGAAGAUCAAAAAGGCAGACAAGAAGGCACCUGAACCCACUACGGAGGCGGAAGCGCUGCGCAAGGACCCCCUGAAGAACUACCCGCAGGAGAGCCUCGGAUUCACGGACCAAGGAGACUGA
This is a messenger RNA of Cyclocybe aegerita, 1395 nucleotides long. NCBI's taxonomy places the organism in Eukaryota, Fungi, Basidiomycota, Agaricomycetes, Agaricales, Hemipholiotaceae. The record is from the annotation of a GenBank genome assembly.